Molecule: messenger RNA, 294 nt
Organism: Punctularia strigosozonata HHB-11173 SS5
Lineage: Eukaryota; Fungi; Basidiomycota; Agaricomycetes; Corticiales; Punctulariaceae
Exons: 3
Coding region: 1-294 (97 amino acids)
Source: RefSeq, a predicted model, not a curated record
AUGAACACCACCCCCUCCGGCAACACCACCAAUGCCAUCAACACCUCCGGUGCCCCCGCCACGACGGGCGCUACCGCCGGCGCCGGGCUCGGCCAGAAGGUCAAGGGCGCCUUCCAAACCGUCCACGGCGUAGGCGAAAAGAUCCGCGGCAACGCGCUCGAUGCCGCCGACUCGGCGACCGGCGACCGCGACGUGCACGGCACGGGUAUGCGCAAUGCCGCCGUCGACCAGAAGGGCUCGAUGGAGACCAACGUCGGCGUCGCCAACAUGCGUGGUGCAGGAUCUACGAUCUAG